GAAAGCUAAUACUUCUCUUGACUUACAAAUAAUUCUACAACAAUCUAUUGAGGAGCCUCCAUAUGAACAACAACUUCAAAACUAUAUUGAUUAUAUAACAUAUGGGUUACAACAAGUCCAAUUAAAAGCUAAACAAAAUAUUGAA
Molecule: messenger RNA, 145 nt
Organism: Scutellospora calospora
Lineage: Eukaryota; Fungi; Glomeromycota; Glomeromycetes; Diversisporales; Gigasporaceae
Source: the annotation of a GenBank genome assembly